GCCUUCGUCUCUCCCCAACCUCAGAUCACCUCCAAAAGCCACAGAAGCCCUUUAACUAAGCCUUCUCUCCCUCCUUUGGCUACUACUCGGACACUUUUCUUCCUAUCCAUCCAUCCAUCCAUGGCCUCGCUGCUCUCCUCUACGCUCCUAUCCCUUGCGCUUCUUCUCAUCGUCAGCAGCUCUGAAGCUAAGGACUUCUUGGUUGGAGGCGACACCGAGGCAUGGAAAAUCCCCUCGUCUAAAUCAGAAACCCUCAACCGGUGGGCUGAGGCACACCGCUUCCAAGUCGGGGAUUCCCUCGUCUGGAAGUAUGACGGCACGAAGGAUUCGGUGCUGGAGGUGAGGAGGGAGGACUACCUGAGCUGCAACACAUCGAGCCCGAUCGCCGAGCACAAGGACGGGAACACGACGGUGAGUCUCCCACGAUCUGGGCCGUACUAUUUCAUCAGUGGAGCAGCGGGGGCCUGCGAGAAGGGGGAGAAGAUGAUCGUGGUCGUGAUGUCGAAGAGGCAACGCUGGUCUGGUGGGAUCUCCCCUGCGCCUUCCCCUGUGGAGUACGAUGGUCCGGCGAUGGCUCCGGUGAGCGGCGGUCGGAAGUUGGCUGUGCGGAUUAAAGGGGGCUUGGUGGGUGCUCUGACGCUCAUGGGUUUGGUGGGAAUGAUUCUGUGAGGGAUUGUUUGAUAUGAAUUUUGGUUAUUUUUGGGGAAGGGGAUUGGAUUUUUUUUUUUUUUUUUUCAUUUUAUUUAUAUAGGUUUCAGGUUUCAUAGAGCCGAGAAUGCUUAUGAUUGUGCUUCUUUCGAUGGUAUUCAAUUUAUAUAUAUAGUCCCUCAUUGUUUUGAGCAUUGCUUCCA
Messenger RNA from Phoenix dactylifera (date palm), 851 nucleotides. RefSeq names its product early nodulin-like protein 13. NCBI's taxonomy places the organism in Eukaryota, Viridiplantae, Streptophyta, Magnoliopsida, Arecales, Arecaceae. The record is from RefSeq and is a predicted model, not a curated record. Gene Ontology annotation, cellular component: plasma membrane. Gene Ontology annotation, molecular function: electron transfer activity.